CACUCCAGAGAUGAGACCGACGCGUGGGGCCCACUCCAGAGCACCCACGAAAAUCUUCUCCCGCACCAACGCGUUCCCCUUUACCUCGCCGCCGGCGCCACCGCGCCGUCGCGCAGCCAUGCUCCGUCUCCGCCUCCGAUGCCACGCCCUCUCCCAGCUCCUCUCGUCCCCAUCCUCGUCUCCCAUCUCCCAGCUCCUCGGCUACCACAGCCGCCUCCUCUCAGCGGCCGCGCCCGUCGUCUCCCCAAACCCUAGCUUCGCCGUCGAGGAUUACCUCGUCUCCACCUGCGGCCUCACCCGAGCGCAGGCCGCCAAGGCCUCCGCCAAGGCCUCCGCCAAGCUCUCCCACCUCAAGUCCCCCGCCAGGCCCGACGCCGUCCUCGCCUUCCUCGCCGGCCUCGGCCUCUCCGGCGCCGACGUGGCCGCCCUCGUCGCCAGGGACCCCCGGUUCCUCUGCGCCGGCGUGGAGACAAUACUGGCUCCCAACGUCGCCGGCUUAACCGGCCUCGGUCUCUCGCGUUCUGACAUCACGCGCCUCCUCUCGGUUGCCGGCAUACACUUCCGCUGCAGAACCAUCGUCACCAAUCUACACUACCACCUGUCCCUCUUCGGCUCCACCGACAACUUCCUCUGUGCUCUCAAGCGCAACGGAUCCUGCAUUCUCUCGUCCGACCUCGACAGGGUGAUCAAGCCCAAUGUCGCGCUUCUGCGAGAGUUUGGGAUUGGUCCUUGUGAUAUUGCCAAGCUGUGUGCCGCUCAGCCAUGGUUGCUCACCUGCAAUGUAGAGCGUAUCCGGGCGAUGGCGGUGAGCGUCGAAGGUCUGGGUGUGCCCCGUGGAUCUGGGAUGUUUAGGCAUGCGCUGAAUGCUGUUGCUUUCGUCAGCGAGGAGAAAAUCGCCGCCAAAGUGGAGCAUUUGAAGAAAACGUUCAGGUGGUCGGAUGCUGAGGUGGGCAUUGCUAUUUCUAGGGCUCCAAAUGUGCUGAACAAGACUAAGGAGUUUCUGCAGAGAAGGUCAGAGUUCCUGAUCUCUGAUUUGGGGUUGGAACCCGCAUACAUUGCUCAUCGCCCUGUAAUGCUCUCGUACAGCCUGGAGGGCCGGGUAAGGCCCCGGAGCUACGUUGUGAAGUUUCUCAAGGCAAAUGGAUUGCUAGAUCCCGACCGGGACUUGUAUUCCGUGCUUGUACUGUCUGAGAAGGUAUUCAUGGAGAAGUACAUAUGCCCUCACAAGGAAGCUGCACCGUGCCUCGCUGGAGACUAUGCUGAUGCUUGCAAAGGGCUACUGCCGACUAAUUUCAGAUUUACAUGAAGCAAGGAUGGGUUAUGGAAAUCGGUAACUGUGUAUGGCAUCACAGUUUUCACCAUUCAUAGUAAGCUGGUAAUUCACAUUAGUAUUUUUUCCCCCUAAAUAGAGAUUGAUUUCUUCUAUAGUAUGUCUUCCAUAUGCUGGCUUGGUCGCUGCUAAUGCCUAAUGAAAUUGAUAGUUUAAUUCAUGAACCCUGUGGUGUUGAUGUAAUGAUGUUCUAGUUAAGUAGACGUGAAAGCAUCGCCUGCAAUCUCUGGAAAUGAGAGUCCAUGAAUAUAUUUGUGUUUCUGACUUCCAUUUUUAGGAUAAUGGAAAUUGAA
Molecule: messenger RNA, 1623 nt
Organism: Aegilops tauschii subsp. strangulata
Lineage: Eukaryota; Viridiplantae; Streptophyta; Magnoliopsida; Poales; Poaceae
Biological process (GO): regulation of DNA-templated transcription
Molecular function (GO): double-stranded DNA binding
Source: RefSeq, a predicted model, not a curated record